Molecule: messenger RNA, 1925 nt
Organism: Vanessa atalanta (red admiral)
Lineage: Eukaryota; Metazoa; Arthropoda; Insecta; Lepidoptera; Nymphalidae
Gene: ie1
Product: esterase E4-like
Exons: 11
Coding region: 25-1776 (583 amino acids)
Source: RefSeq, a predicted model, not a curated record
GGUCAGUAGAUUUUCGCCCGCAAGAUGAAGACGUUGUUUAAUAUUUUGCUCCUUGUGGUGCUCGCGUGUUGCCACUCCCAUCACGACCACGACCACCACGACCACGACCACGACCACGACCAUGACCACGGUCAAGAACACCACCAUAACCACAAACACGGCCACGGUCAUGGACCUAAUGAAGUGCCACCCGUCACCAAAAGCGCUUCGGGUGAGUUCCGCGGCGGGUACAACGUGACGCGACUCGGGCGGAAGUUCGAGACCUAUCGCGGGAUACGCUACGCCGAGCCGCCCGUCGGGGAGCUGAGGUUCCAGCCACCGAAACUAAUAACGGAGUACAAGACCCCGGUCGACGCGAGUGAAGACGGGCCGGCGUGUCCACUGCCAGCCCCGCCGGGCUACUACGUGGACGAGGACUGCCUGACCAUCAAUGUCUACACACCGCUCAAGAAGGACAGAAAGGAACCUCUGCCGGUGAUAUUUUUCAUCCACGCGGGUGGAUUUUACACCAUGUCUGGAAGAAGCGAUUUGGCGGGACCCCAUUAUCUCCUAGACAGAGAUAUCGUUCUUGUAACCAUCAACUACAGACUGGGCUCGCUCGGAUUCUUAAGCACAGGAGAUGAAUUGGCGCCCGGUAACAACGGAUACAAAGACCAGGUGGCGGCUCUAAAGUGGGUCCAGCGCAACAUCGCAGCGUUCGGCGGAGACCCUGCGAGCGUCACCAUCGCGGGCUGCAGCGCGGGCUCUUUCAGCGUCAUGUUGCAUAUGAUCUCCCCCAUGUCCAAAGGUCUAUUCCAUAGAGGGAUUUCCAUGAGUGGCUCUCCCAUCAACAUUAAGCCCACUCCGGAUAACAUGUAUUCAUUGGCCGUGAAACAAGCAGAGCUGUUGAACUGCCCCACGACCGACUCUAAAGCUAUCAUCGACUGCUUGAAGACUAAGUCGUGGAGGGAUCUCGGAAACUCACUACUCGGCUUCUAUGAAUUUGGCUUCGAUCCAGUGGGAAUAUGGAUGCCAGUCGUCGAGAAGGAUUUCGGACAGGAGAGGUUUUUACCCAUCGAUCCAGUUAAAGCUAUCAAGGAAGGAAAAAUGCACGCUGUCCCUUACAUCGUCAGUCAGACUCGAGACGAAUUCUUCUGGAUGGCCUACACGGUGCUGCGAAACCAAACCCUGUUGGACAGAAUGAACUCUGAGUGGGAGUCCAUAGCACCCAUCUCUUUCCUGUUGCCGCGCGACGCCCGCACGUCGAGCGUGACGCGCGCUCUGCGGACCACCUACUUGCACGACAAGGCGCUGCGGAAUGACAAGGAGAGCGCUAAGAACCUGGGUCUCCUGUACCAGGACUCCAUCGAGAGUUUUCCAGUUCACAGAUUGGUGAACCUGAUGUGCCGGCACUCGCCUCACCCCGUGUGGUACUACGAGUUUGCGUAUGUCGGCAACCACAGCCACUACGAGGACCCAGUCAGCAUGAAACCUGAAGGCGCGGCGCACCACGACGACCUGAUCUACCUGUUCACGCUGAGCUACCGCUUCCCCGACGUGGGCGCGGCCGGCGGCGACGCGCGCCUCGUCGACAGGAUGACCGCGCUGUGGCACAACUUCGCUAAGCACGGAGACCCCAACCAUGGAGACCUGCCUGAACUGGAGGGAGUUAAGUGGCCCCGCAUCCGGCCCGACAACCGCCAAUAUUUGCGCAUCGACAGAGAUCUCAGCGUGCACAAAAAUCUAAAGGAGGACAGGCUCAAAUUUUGGGAAGAACUUUAUCCUCUAACUUAUUAAGAUAUUAUAAUUAUGUUAUCUUUCCUUAGUGCUUUUAGUCGCUCACAUAUGUAUUUGUUUUAGGCGUGUUUUGUUAUUGUCUGAUUAUUAUUGUUAGUCAAAUAAGUGAUAUCUAUGGUUAAACAAAUAAAACUUAAUUUUAAAUACCA